This is a messenger RNA of Drosophila obscura, 1815 nucleotides long. It is a transcript of the gene Dlic, whose product is annotated as cytoplasmic dynein 1 light intermediate chain 1. The coding region runs from base 201 to 1700 and encodes 499 amino acids. Gene Ontology annotation, biological process: microtubule cytoskeleton organization; microtubule-based movement. The transcript is spliced from 8 exons. Gene Ontology annotation, cellular component: centrosome; cytoplasmic dynein complex. Gene Ontology annotation, molecular function: dynein heavy chain binding. The record is from RefSeq and is a predicted model, not a curated record. Lineage: Eukaryota; Metazoa; Arthropoda; Insecta; Diptera; Drosophilidae.
AAUAGCCCCAAAAGAGAAACAGACAAAUUUGCAAAUUGGUUGGCAGCAGCAGCCACGGUAGAAGUAGCAGCAGCUGUGCGUCGUAACAACACAAAACAGUUGCAUCUCAUUUGGAAUUCGAAUUCAAAUUGGAAUUGAGAUCGGACCAGGAAGUGAGCGCACCAGCACCAGAAACAGCAACACCCACAGCAACAACAAGAAUGGCUUUGGAAAGCGGCACACAAACGGGGAGCAAUGCGCUGACAUCAUCCUUUACAACAAAAAAGAAGGAUGCCGCCGCGGAAAAGGAGAAUCUGUGGUCGGCAAUAUUGAAUGAAGUACAAACACAGGGCAGCACAAAACUUCCAUCAAAUAAAUCUGUACUAGUAUUAGGCGAUAAUGCCACCGGCAAGACGACCCUCAUUGCCAAACUUCAGGGUGUGGAGGAUCCGAAAAAGGGUUCCGGCCUGGAGUAUGCCUAUAUUGAUGUCAAGGACGAGUACAGAGACGACAUGACGCGUUUGGGUGUUUGGGUCCUGGACGGUGAUCCAGGACACACAAAUCUGCUGCACUUCGCGCUCAACGAAACGAACUAUGCACACACACUCGUCAUACUCACAGUGUCGAUGACCCAGCCAUGGGGCUGGCUGGAGCAGCUCAAUCAUUGGAUCAAAGUCCUCGGCCAGCAUAUCGAGAGCCUGCCACUGGAGGCCAAAGAUAAGGAGACGGCACGCCAGCGACUAGCAACGACGUGGCAGAGCUAUUGCGAGGUCGGCGAUGAUCUGGAUCCAGGAUCACCAGUCAAACGGACCAUGCGCAACAAUUCGAUCGAUGAGGAUGAUCUGUUGCCGCUGACAGAGGACGCACUUAUUACAAAUCUGGGUCUCGAUAUAGUCGUUGUGGUCACAAAGACGGACUACAUGACCACAUUGGAGAAGGAGUACGAGUAUCGGGAUGAGCAUUUUGAUUUUAUCCAGCAAUGGAUACGCAACUUUUGCCUACGAACCGGCGCCUCGCUCUUCUAUACGAGCGUCAAAGAAGAUAAAAACUGUGAUCUCCUCUACAAAUAUCUAACGCAUCGAAUUUAUGGCCUACCAUUCCGUACGCCAGCGCUAGUCGUUGAAAAGGAUGCGGUACUCAUUCCGGCUGGCUGGGAUAGCCUAAAGAAGAUUAGUAUUCUGUUUGAGAAUAUGCAUGGGAUCAAGGCCGAGAGUCCCUACGCAGAUGUCAUCAAGGCGCCGCCCACACGAAAGGCGGUGUCCAAUCGCGAGGUGGAAGUGCAAACGGAGGACGAGCAGACCUUUCUGGUCCGCCAACAGGAGAUACUCAAGCAGGCUGGACAGGAUCGCGGGGAAUCACCGCUGCGUUCGCAGGGCGGCGGCGGUGUUGGCGGCAAUAAGAGUGUGGCACGCACACCCGGCAGCACCGGCCAGAGCUCACCCAAGAAGAUUGAUCCCAAGCUGACGCCAGCCACGCCUGGUGGCGAGGGUGUUCUGGCCAAUUUCUUUAACUCACUGCUACACAAAAAGUCGGGCAGCCCGGCUGGCGGUGCUGGGCCACCGGGCACCGGCACACCCACAGGCACAACGCGCACCACCAAUGGCACCGACAGCCUCAUGACGCCCGAGAAGUUGGCCGUCCGUUCAGAUGCGGCCGCCGAGUUGGAUCGGCUGUCGCGCAGCGUCAAGAAGGAGAUUGAUAUGUCACAGAGUGAGUGUUGAAAUACAACACCAGCCAGCCCACAGCAGCCGCUUCUACAGCGACAGCACCAACAACAACAGAACCAGAACAACAUUAUAAGAAAUCUUUAAGCAAAAAGUGGAAUGCAGAGAGGCU